This is a messenger RNA of Camellia sinensis, 1613 nucleotides long. The record is from RefSeq and is a predicted model, not a curated record. NCBI's taxonomy places the organism in Eukaryota, Viridiplantae, Streptophyta, Magnoliopsida, Ericales, Theaceae.
UAGAGAGUCAUUGAAAUUAAGGGUGAUGCAACCAGUCUCGGGAGUCUGUCUAUGGUGCUGCUGAGUCCCUGAUCUGGUCUCUAAGCGAGUGGUCCCACUUUAAAAGUUCCGUAUAUUAAUUCAACUCACGACACAUCCGCCCACGUUCCCUCCUGUCCGUUUGUCUAUAAUAUAACGUCCUCCUCCCCUUACAUAUAUAUAUAUAGCUUCCUAGUUGCAUACACAGUUCCCCAUCGUGACCACUCUAACCCUAGGCUACCAUUACCAACACCACUACUACUCUUAUCUCAUUUCACUUUGUUUGCGAAGACCAUGGGCAAAAUCAAGAUCGGAAUCAACGGAUUUGGAAGGAUCGGCCGUUUGGUGGCGAGAGUAGCUCUUCAGAGUGACGAUGUCGAACUCGUCGCCGUUAACGAUCCGUUCAUCACUACUGAUUACAUGACCUACAUGUUCAAAUAUGACAGUGUUCACGGCCAAUGGAAAAAGAAUGAGCUUAAGGUUAAGGAUUCCAAGACCCUUCUCUUUGGCGACAAACCUGUCAGAGUCUUUGGUUCGAGAAACCCAGAGGAGAUUCCGUGGGGUGAGGUUGGAGCUGAAUAUGUUGUUGAGUCCACAGGAGUUUUUACUGACAAGGACAAAGCUGCUGCACAUUUGAAGGGUGGCGCAAAGAAGGUUGUCAUUUCUGCUCCGAGCAAGGAUGCUCCAAUGUUUGUUAUGGGUGUCAAUGAGAAGGAAUACAAAUCAGAUAUUGACAUUGUUUCCAACGCUAGUUGCACUACCAACUGUCUUGCUCCAUUGGCGAAGGUUAUUAAUGACAUAUUUGGCAUUGUCGAAGGCCUCAUGACCACAGUGCAUUCAAUUACUGCAACACAAAAGACUGUUGAUGGUCCAUCAAUGAAGGACUGGAGAGGUGGAAGAGCUGCCUCUUUUAACAUUAUCCCUAGCAGUACUGGAGCUGCCAAGGCUGUGGGGAAAGUUCUGCCUGCACUAAAUGGAAAGCUGACUGGAAUGGCUUUCCGUGUUCCCACCGUGGAUGUCUCAGUGGUUGACCUCACUGCAAGGAUUGAGAAGAAGGCUUCCUAUGAUGAGAUCAAAGCUGCUAUCAAGGAGGCUUCGGAGGGUAGUUUGAAGGGAAUCCUUGGUUACACUGAGGAUGAUGUAGUGUCAACCGACUUUAUUGGUGAUUGCAGGUCCAGCAUUUUUGAUGCCAAGGCUGGUAUUGCAUUGAAUGAGAACUUUGUGAAGUUUGUCUCUUGGUAUGACAACGAAUGGGGUUACAGCAACCGGGUGAUUGACUUGAUUCGACACAUGGCCUCUGCUUAAUGAGCUUCUUUGGCGUUGAUCCCGAGCAUACCAUGAAGAUUAGUACUGUUCCAUGGUUAGGGAGUUCAGUUUGGAAUAAUUUUGCUGUUCAAACACUAUACCAAUAUUUGACAGAGAAGUUAAAGAGCGAUGUCUUCUUGCGUUUUUUUGGGGGUUUCAAAAUUAAAAUUGCCCCAUGUUUUGUUUAGUGCAAAUUCAGAUUCUGCCAUUAUUUCUAUGUUGGUGCGAAUCCAAACCUGAGGUUUUUAGUAAUAAUUGAAGGCUUUUCCUUUCACUUUUUUGCUUGAAAA